CGCGAUUGAGUGGUACAUACCAAGACAAUCCGUACCGGAACUGCGAACUACGUGCUGAAUUUGAAAUAGCUGUAUAAAAGCCAUUGGGUCCUUGUCGAAACUAUCACAAUCUCACCAAACGUUCUCCAGUGAACACCAGGAGUAAAAAAAACAAACAAAAUGGCAUCGAUGAAAGUGGUGUGUUUGUUUAUUGCAUUAUUCGGGGCAGCCAUGGCUCAGCCAUCCAAACAAGGAUUUUGGAAAGGAACACCGAUGGACGGCAUGGUCGAGGAGAUGAGAUCUGGCUGCGCUGAAGGAUCCGACCCAACUGCAUGCAUCAAAUACAAAGUUAUGUCCUUAUUAGACAGUAUCUUCAAGAAGGACACUUUCCAGAUCUCGGAUGCCGUUGAAGUAACGAAGAACGGUGCAGGUAACGAAGCCACCGGUCGUUCUACAGGCGACUUCAUGGACUCCAUCGAAAACUACAUCCAAUCGCACGAUGUUACCUUCCAAUUGCCUAUCGCUGACACUAAGGUCACGGUAAGCCCCAGAAACCUUGACAAUGAUGAAUUGAGCCUCAACAUCAAGUUCAACAAGGAUGGCGCUCGUUCAGUCGGCGAGGCUCGCAAGGCUAAGCUUAAGAAGAUCAUUGUCCCCAUCCUGGUGUUCGUUCUCCUCAAGGCCAUGACUCUCAUUCCUCUAGCUAUCGGAGUCCUCGGUCUGAAGGCUUGGAACGCCCUGCAGCUGUCGUUCUUCUCUUUUGUCGUAUCCGUCGCUCUGGCUAUCUUCCAGCUCUGCAAGAAGUUUACCCAGAUUGCUGCGGACAACUCGCACCCGCAGAUCGCGGCUCACGGACCCUGGGAUGCAGCCUACGCUGCCACUCGUCACAGGAGAGAGGCUGAGCCCCAAGAGUUGGCUCAAGAACUCGCUUACAACGCAUAUCACUAAACAGUCCUUUUAAGACGAUAUGGGGGAAUACCAAACCAUGAAGACCUCUUUUAGCAUAUUUAAGCCUUUAAAAAUAUACGGAAAUGGCCCUCGUGUCUUCGAAAUUGGAUAACGAUAACCGACCGAUGAUAACCCGACAGCCGUCUGUUUGUCUCCUCGAUCAAGCAAACGGGUACAAACCAAAAAGGUUUUUCGAAACCAUGUAUGUAAAUAGUGUGGAAAUAUUAUUUAUUUAAUUGUGUGCGUGAAUGUGAGUGUGGUUGUUAUUUAUUGUUUAAAUAAA
Molecule: messenger RNA, 1210 nt
Organism: Nymphalis io (European peacock)
Lineage: Eukaryota; Metazoa; Arthropoda; Insecta; Lepidoptera; Nymphalidae
Gene: Osi19
Exons: 3
Coding region: 160-927 (255 amino acids)
Source: RefSeq, a predicted model, not a curated record